Messenger RNA from Stylonychia lemnae, 1515 nucleotides. NCBI's taxonomy places the organism in Eukaryota, Ciliophora, Spirotrichea, Sporadotrichida, Oxytrichidae. The record is from the annotation of a GenBank genome assembly.
AUGUUAGACGCAUUUUUCCUGAACACUGAAGAUCUAUCCUUCUAUCAUUGUAAUUAGCAAGGCCAAGGAGCUGGAGAUUUAAGCCAAGACGAUACAGCUUAGCAGAUUAUCCAGCAAAGACUUGUUCAAAGGUAUAUGAGGCAAACAAUGGCGCAAUAAGUCCAGAAAGCAUAAAGUUUGACUAGUUCAAAUGAGUUUUAGCAAUCUUUACUUGCAGUCAGUAGGCCAUAUACAGUCGAGGAAGGGGGUAAAUUAAGAAAUCGAUCUCAAGAACAGUAAAUCCUGAAUCAGCACAGACUUUAGAACGAUAAUUAUAAGAGUGUUUCGUAGAUGAAUAAUUAGUAUCUCGCUUAUCAAGAUAAGGCGAUGAUGCGAAGUACCUCAACCUAGGGGUAACAGUAUAUUCAGUAAGUUACACCUGGGGUAGUUCCAGCUGGAAAUCUGUAACGGGUGUCAGACAUUGAGUCUGAGAUUCAGAAAAUUUACUCACAAAGGCAGUAUACUGAAAUAGCUAUGAGCAUUUUAACUUCUUUAAAGAAUCCAAACUCCAAAAAGUAACGAAUAAAAGGUCUCUAGGUUGGAGGGCCAUUUAAUGCUAAAAAUGCUGCUCUUUACAUAAAAGAAGGCUCAUUAAGCUCAAGAUAUGAAGGGAACAGUAGCUUUUUUAAUAAUUUUGGCAAUGCCUACAAAGCUAACCUGCCUUAAAGGUAGCAAAUUAAAUCACUAAGGGAAAGAUUUAUGAAUGUAGUGAGUGAAUAUGACAGCAAUAGCACUAAUAUCAAUAAAAGUUCUCCUAGCAAAAAAAUAUCAACAGAAAACCUUACAAGUAAAAGCAGCUAUAAUAACUUUCCAGAUUUUAGCAGAAGUGUUUACUCUCCAAAUAAAAAGGAUAGAAAAAAGUAAGAAAAGACAUUCAAUCAAGAAAUUCAACAGAAGUAUUAGUAAAUUAAAAAGGAGACCAAGCAAUAGUGGGAUUAAGUCAUCCACUAAAAUGCCAAGCAAGUCAGUACUAACAAACUGCUGUAGAACUAUCAAAAGCAGAAAAAUAAAAAUCUAUUUAUCAAUGAUUAAAACAAGGACUCGACUGAUUAGUAUUAAGAUAACAGAGAAAGCUCCUUAGGCAAGUCCUAUUUUGGUAGGAGGCUCUAAACAGACCACUAAAAUUCAUUUAACAAUAGUAAGCGGUAAACUCAGUCAAGAAAUGAUGCGCAAUAGGUUUCAUCAUAUUCAAGUUUUGGAGUCUUGAAUCAUGAGAAGCUACAAUAGUCUACUUCUGGUUUUCAUACAGGCCAGUUUACCAAUAGAAACUUUCCUGAAGCCCAGCAGAUACUUUAUAUGAGUCCUCUCUAGUCAAACUAGGCAUAGGCAUACUAGGGUGUUUAGAUGCCAUAGAUUAAGUAAAGCGGUAUUGACAGAGCUACAUCCUCUUCCAACGGACCUAAAUCCAUUAGAAGCCAGUCAAGGAAGAAUAACAGCAGAAAGCUCAAAUCUCUAUUCUAAUAAUAAUAAUAAUGA